AUGGUGGCAUUCUUCAAUGCAGAACUUCAGACCCGUGGUUUAUGUCAAUCGGUUGGUGAGCCAGUUGUGUGUGCCCAGGUCAAUUCAGAGCGCCACUUUGCUUUCAUAGAGCUACGAUCAGUUGAGGAGACCACUGCUACGUUGAGUUUGGAUGGAAUCAAUUGUCUUGGCAGCACACUUCGCAUUCGACGACCCCGUGACUACUUCCCUCCCGGAACCAAUCUCCCUGUUCAUCCAGCCAAUCACCUAAAUGCGAACGCCAUCUUCCUUACCGGGAUUCCCACGAAUCUCUCUGAGCAAAAUUUGUGUCGCCUCCUCUCCGCCUACGGAACUCUCCGAUCCUUUAGCAUGCUGAGAGUGAGUCUUCUUUUCUUCGUAUUUGUCGCUAUCUGCCUUCGACUUGCAACUUGA
Hydatigera taeniaeformis is the source of this 411-nucleotide messenger RNA. The record is from the annotation of a GenBank genome assembly. Lineage: Eukaryota; Metazoa; Platyhelminthes; Cestoda; Cyclophyllidea; Taeniidae.